CCCAUCUCUCUCUCUCUGUUGACAGACACAAAGAACAUCAGCAACUAAGAAAACCCAAAACAACAUAAACUCUCUCUUUUCUCUCUCUGGUUCUCUGCAAUAACUACAGCUUUAUCAUGCUCAGACACCUCCCCGCAGCAGAUAUCAAAUAACUCUCUCUCUGUGAGUAUAGAGCAGAAGUUAUUUCUACGUGGGUUUUGUGGUUCUCACAAUCAAGUCAUGGAAGAGACAGAAGUGUCAAAUGCUAACAAGAAAUUAACCAAAACUCUCAUCAGGGGAAGGACGCAUCAAUAUCAGCCUCAGGUCCUUCACCACUCCAAUCAGUUUGGUUCGUACUACGAGAACCACCAGUACCAUAGCUACUACUACCCACCAGCUCUUCUUCCUCUACCUCCGACUCUACCUCUCCAGUUUGCUCUAACACCACCUUCCCCUUACAACCGAAUCUCUAGAUCGAAAACCCACUUCUAUAAUCCCCCUUUCGCCACUCCCUCCGAUGCCCAGCUCCCUGUUGAUACUAUUUCACCUGCAGCACUAGAGGGGCUCCAACUACCCUUUAAAGAGAAUGGUGGAAAGAGGGCUUCAACCACUAGUGCCACCACCAAAGCAAUGGUUGUUGCUAGAAGACCAGAUUCUGGGGGCAUUGAAGGGCUAGUGAUACCUCUCCUUGCCAACCAUUUCCAUGUCCAAUUCGAUCCAUCCCAGCGGAUCUUCCAUUACAAUGUGGAAAUGUCGCCUAAUCCUUCCAAGGAAGUUGCUCGAAUGAUAAAACGGAAACUGGUGGAGGACAACCCAGUGGUCCUGUCUAGAGCCCUUCCGGCGUAUGAUGGUCGAAAGAAUCUAUAUAGCCCGGUUGAAUUUCAAAAUGAUAAGUUGGAAUUUUUCAUCAGCCUUCCAAUUCCCAGUACUAAGUUGUUGUCUUUGGGGGAGUUUUGUGACUCAAAUGAGAAGCGCCAACAGCUCAAGCUAUUUCGCGUUAAUGUAAAGCUUGUAUCGAAAUUUGAUGGUAAGGAACUGAGCAGAUACCUGAGCAAAGAAGGUGAUGACUGGAUUCCAAUUCCUCAGGAUUAUCUCCAUGCCUUGGAUGUUGUUUUGAGAGAGAGCUCAACUGACAAGUGUUUCUCUGUUGGGAGGUCACUUUAUUCAAGUUCAAUGGGAGGAGCUAAAGAAAUUGGAGGAGGAGCUGUUGGAUUGAGAGGGUUCUUCCAGAGUCUUCGACCAACCCAACAAGGACUUGCCCUUAAUGUCGAUUUCUCGGUUACUGCCUUCCAUGAGAGCAUCGGUGUAAUCCCUUACUUGCAAAAGUGUAUCGAGUCUCUCAGAGACCUUCCUCAGAAGAAGACCAGAGGUUUGAUUGGUGAAGAAAGGAAAGAAGUGGAGAAGGCAUUAAAGAACGUAAGGGUAUUUGUUUGCCAUAGAGAAACUGUCCAGAGAUACCGAGUCUUUGGCUUAACUGAAGAAGCUACGGAGAAUCUUUGGUUCCCUGACAGGGAUGGGAAGAAUUUAAGGUUGGUGAGUUACUUCAAGGAUCACUAUAACUAUGAUAUACAAUUCAGAAGUUUGCCUUGCUUGCAGAUUAGUAGGAGCAAACCAUGUUAUCUUCCCAUGGAACUUUGUAUUAUAUGUGAAGGCCAGAAAUUCAUGGGCAAACUUUCUGAUGAUCAGACUGCUAGAAUACUUAAAAUGGGCUGUCAGAGACCAAAAGAACGAAAAAACAUCAUUGAUGGAGUUAUGCUAGGAUCUGUUGGGCCAACAAGUGGUAACCAGGAAAGAGAAUUCAAGCUCAAUAUUUCCAGAGAAAUGACCAGAUUGAGUGGGAGAGUUCUUCAACCUCCAAAACUAAGGCUCGGGGAUGGUGGUCAUGUAAGAAUUUUAGUCCCUUCCCGUCAUGAUCGCCAGUGGAACCUUUUGGAUAGCCAUGUCUUUGAAGGAACAAAAAUAGAGAGGUGGGCAUUGAUUAGUUUUGGAGGCACUGCUGAUCAGAAAUCCAAUAUUCCAAGAUUUAUCAACAAGCUUUCUCAAAGGUGUGAGCAAUUGGGUAUCUUUCUUAACAAAGACACAAUAAUUAGCCCACAAUUUGAAUCAACUCAAGUGCUUAACAAUGUCUCCCUUUUGGAAUCAAAACUCAAGAAAAUCCACGUAGCUUCCGCAAACAAUCUACAGCUGCUGAUUUGUGUGAUGGAGAAGAAACACAAAGGGUAUGCAGAUUUGAAGAGAAUUGCAGAGACAGGUGUUGGAGUUCUAAGCCAGUGUUGCUUAUAUCACAACCUUGGCAAGUUGAGCUCUCAAUUUCUUGCUAACUUGGCACUCAAGAUCAAUGCCAAAGUGGGUGGAUGCACUGUCGCUCUGUACAAUUCGUUAGCAUCACAGACUCCACGUCUUCUCCAUUCUGAUGAGCCCGUGAUUUUUAUGGGAGCUGAUGUGACUCAUCCUCAUCCACUCGAUGACUUCAGCCCAUCAGUUGCUGCUGUGGUUGGUAGCAUGAACUGGCCAGCGGCGAAUAAGUAUGUUUCCAGAAUGAGGUCCCAAAAACAUCGGCAAGAAAUCAUCCAGGAUCUUGGAGAGAUGGUGGGGGAAUUACUAGAUGACUUCCAGCAGGAAGUUAAGAAACUUCCAAAGCGAAUAAUCUUUUUCAGGGACGGGGUAAGCGAAACCCAGUUCUAUAAAGUGCUGCAAGAGGAGUUGCAAGCCAUUAGAGAAGCCUGUUCAAGAUAUCCUAGCUACAGACCCCCCAUUACUUUCGCAGUAGUGCAAAAGAGACAUCACACAAGAUUGUUUCCACAUGAAAAUGAUUCAUCUCACUCUCAGAAUCAGUUUUCUGAUGAAAAUAUUCCACCUGGGACUGUUGUUGACACCGUGGUUACUCAUCCAAGGGAGUUUGAUUUCUAUCUUUGUAGCCAUUGGGGUGUGAAGGGAACAAGCAGGCCUACUCAUUACCAUGUCCUGUGGGAUGAGAGUCAUUUCACUUCUGAUGAGCUGCAGAAGCUUAUUUACAAUCUCUGCUACACAUAUGUGAGGUGCACCAAGCCAGUUUCUUUGGUGCCACCUGCUUAUUAUGCCCAUCUAGCUGCAUAUAGAGGCAGGCUUUAUCUUGAGAGGUCCGAAUCCAUGAGUAGUUCGAGGGACUCAUCUACAGUGUGCCGAUCUACACCUCCAAAGGCAACACCUCUACCAAAACUACGUGAAAAUUUGAAGAAGCUCAUGUUCUAUUGCUGAUGACUCUCGGAGGCUUUGUGCUUAUUGAAAUUCUUUUGAAAUUACAUGGCCUGAUUAUCAAAAUAGAAUGUCUUCAUCAGUCUUGAAGACGAGUCUGCUAAUUUGAUAAUGCAUGGCUGGGCAAACUAGAUUAUGGAAAUUGUUAUGAAACAUUCUCAUGGUUAACAAGAAGACAAUGAUUCAACGAUU
This is a messenger RNA of Tripterygium wilfordii, 3405 nucleotides long. Its product is annotated as protein argonaute 7. Gene Ontology annotation, molecular function: protein binding; RNA binding. The coding region runs from base 220 to 3216 and encodes 998 amino acids. NCBI's taxonomy places the organism in Eukaryota, Viridiplantae, Streptophyta, Magnoliopsida, Celastrales, Celastraceae. Gene Ontology annotation, cellular component: cytoplasm. The transcript has 3 exons. The record is from RefSeq and is a predicted model, not a curated record. Gene Ontology annotation, biological process: regulatory ncRNA-mediated post-transcriptional gene silencing.